AUUUUCCAAAUCAUUCUAAACAUGAAUGGUGGGACUGUGUUAGGAUGGGCAAUAUUUUGCCUCACUUGUAUCUCAAUUGAGGCAGUUCAAAAGAAGCCAGGUGGAACUGGACAGGGAGUCACAAAAGCUAAUCUUCUGAGCCUUCAAAAUGCAGUUAAUGCACUGAAGGAUGACCUGAAGGAUGAUUUGAACAGCAUAAGAGAUGAGGUGUCUAAUUUGAGGGAUGAUGUGUCAAACCUUCGAGAUGGGGUGUCCAGUCUACGAGAUGGGGAAUCCAAUGUGAGAGACAAUGUCCUUGAAUUGAUUGACGAUAUGACUGAGCUGAAAAAACAGCUGGAUUGUAAUGGUGGCGAUGGAGUCCCUUCCAAAGAAAUGUGUAAUGCAACAUUGGUGGCAGCAGAACUAAAGGAAGAUCUCAGUGGUUUAAAUGAAAAGAUGAAGAACAUCUCUGAUAAAUGUCAGCUGGCAGCAGUACCAGGAAAGUACGGGGAAGGACCACUCCUACCUGGGUUAACUUGCUUGGAUAUUCAAAGAAAGCGUUUGCCUGAGAUUGUACCAUCAGGAGUGUAUUGGAUGACACUUGGUAGCUCUGGGGUGGUUUACCAGCUCUAUUGUGAUAUGGAGACUGAUGAUGGUGGAUGGACAUUAGUAUGGACAUAUACAUUUACAAAUUACGCAAGUUUUACCAGUCAUGACAAUGCAGUCACCCCACGACCAUCCUGGGAUGAUACUGGGUAUAAAGCGUCAUGCACCCCAGUCUCUACAACACCACCUCUAUCCGAGACACAAUUGGGAGCACUUGAGUUUGCAAAAUGGAAACAAAUUGGAAACGAAUUCAUGAUUAAGUCAAACAUCAACCAAUGGAUCGCAUGCACCCCGGUUGGUGGGAGCUUUGUGGAUUGGAGAUUUGGAUCAUUGAAUUGCAGAAUGGUGAAAGUUGUUGCUUCUGCUGAAUGUACGACAGUGGUCCCUAACAAGAUAACAUUGCACAAAUAUGGCCCAUCUCUUGAACAGCAAUCUAAUGUUUACUACUUUGAUACAAGUCUAAGUGCAAACUGGCCAACGCAUGACCCUUGUGGAACAAACUUUCCAAAACAUUUAACUGGUGUUAAUUAUACAAGAGGAAAUGUAUUUGUUCGCUGAAUGGUAAACUAACCCUG
Messenger RNA from Owenia fusiformis, 1160 nucleotides. The record is from the annotation of a GenBank genome assembly. Lineage: Eukaryota; Metazoa; Annelida; Polychaeta; Sabellida; Oweniidae.